UGGGCGCCCAGCCAGGGGGCGGGACCCCGGCUGCCGGUAUAAGAGGGGAGCGCCACUGUCCCGGGCGCAGUGCUGAAGCUGGCUUCUCAGCCAGGACCUGGAGGCAACGGACUCUGAACUUGCAGCUCUUGCCCCAGAGUGACUGAGAAAUAAGAAAAGGAGCGCUUCUUCCCGCCACUUGCAGCCACAGACUCGGAGAAUGCGGCUCCUCGGAAAACUCCGCGCCUCGGCCGCGGGCAGCGCCGCUCCGGAGCCGGCCUUCUCCAACGUGCUCACCCCGGGCCGGAUCCCCGAGUUCUGCAUCCCGCCGCGGCUGCCCGCGCCCUGCGCGCCCGACUCCCCGCCGCCGGCCGCCGCGGUGCCCCGGAGAUUUGCAGCCGAGCCCGACCUGUGGCCCCGGGGGGCCGACGACAGCGCGGGGCGCACGGACUGGGACCCGCGCUCGCAGGCCGCGCUCUCGCUGCCUCACCUGCCCCGCGCGCGCACCGCCUACGGCUUCUGCGCGCUGCUGGAGAGCCCGCACACCCGCCGCAAGGAGUCGCUCUUCCUGGGGGGCCCCGGCGCCCCCGCGCUCCUGCCGCCGCCCGCGCUCCGCCCGCGGGCCCACACCUACGGCGGCGGCGGAGACGCCCCCCUCGGAUACCCUGGCGGAGCCUCCGGAGAUACCCUUCCGCCCCGGAACACGCUCACCCCGCGGCCUCGCGGCCACCGCCUCCUGCGCGGCCCCGAAGGGCUGCUGAGCCGCGCGCUGCAGGCCCGGAGGAGUCGCGGCCCGGCCCGCGCCCGCUCGGUGUCCAGCGAGGACGAGGCAGGGUCCCCGGCCCGGACCCGCUCCGCGUCCCCCCCGUCGGACCCCGGCCCGCGGCCCGAGUGCGUGGAGGCCGAGGGCACCGUGGCUCUGGGCCGCGCUUGCGGCGCCCUGCGCCUGGCCGCCGAGUACAACGCGGCCAGCGGGCGCCUCCGCCUCCGGCUGCUGCGCCCCGAGGGCCCGGCCGGGGGCGCCACGGAGCCCUGCGCCGCGGGCUGCCGCGUCAGCCUGGUCCUGCAGCCGCCCGGCAAGGCGCGCCCGCAGCGCAGCGCCGUGCUCCGGCGGAGCCGCAAGGCCGGCUUCGACCAGGACUUCUGCUUCGACGGGCUGUCGGAGGACGAGGUGCGCCGCCUGGCCGUGCGCGUCAAGGCCGAGGCCAAGGGCCGCGGGCUGAAGCGGGGCCGCCUGCUGGGCCAGGGCGAGCUGCUGCUGGGCUCCCUGCUGCUGCUCUGAGGGCUCCGCCCUGCCCGCGGGGUGCUCUCUGCCCGUGGGGACUCGAGGACACUGGACUGACAGCCGUUUUGUACAAAAUAAAUGUUAUUUAUUCGUUUUUUCUAUUUAUGAUCUUGCUUUUUAUGUUUCUUAGUUGUUUGCUUUUGUCAUUAUUUAUUGAUAGGGAAGUAAAAAGCAACGACUCCCUCCUCUAUUCACAACAUCCAACCCCCUUUUCCAGGCUGGAAGAGAGAGAAAGGAAUUACAUCACACCUGCAUUGUUUUUUCUCUCCCUGCUUCAUAUCAAUGCCAAAUGGUCUGUGGGUUUGAAAAUAAAAGGUACUCCUUCAGAUUCACUUGUGGUUUUGCAUAUUUGUUGAGACAUAGGUCCAUAUCUUCACUCAUGACUCACAUGCACUAGAGCGACAGACCUAUGAUAAGGUUACCUACCUUAUUGGGAAAAGAAUUCCUUUCCAAUUAAGAACAAGAUUCUUUUGAAA
Messenger RNA from Pipistrellus kuhlii (Kuhl's pipistrelle), 1740 nucleotides. Its product is annotated as C2 calcium-dependent domain-containing protein 4A. The record is from RefSeq and is a predicted model, not a curated record. The transcript has 2 exons. The coding region runs from base 200 to 1261 and encodes 353 amino acids. NCBI's taxonomy places the organism in Eukaryota, Metazoa, Chordata, Mammalia, Chiroptera, Vespertilionidae.